Molecule: messenger RNA, 2110 nt
Organism: Blepharisma stoltei
Lineage: Eukaryota; Ciliophora; Heterotrichea; Heterotrichida; Blepharismidae
Source: the annotation of a GenBank genome assembly
AUGGAAGGGUAUUUGUUGAAAUGGGAAAAUUAUGUUUAUUUUUGGCAAAGGCGAUACUUUAUUCUACACAAAGGAGUCCUCUAUGUCAGCAAAGCUAAAGGGCUGCCAAGCAUCGGAACAAUCCAUUUAGGGGUGUCACAAAUAAUAAAAAACCAUAAAAAGCCUACAAGAUUUUAUAUUUAUUUUAAUAUAAACUAUUUUUUUUAAAAAAAAUAGGAAUUUUAUGCAAUUUAUUAGAGAAAGUAUACAUAGACACUGGCAUGAAUAAAGUCCAUCUAAAAGCUUAUUCUAUCACAGAAGCUGACGACUGAUACCGAGCUCUUCUUCAUUCUCAAUCUGAAAUAAAACAGCAGGAAUCAGAAAUCACCAUAAGGCCAAGCUUAAUUGAUUCUGACAAUUCUUCACUCCAUUAUAUAUCCACUAAGAUCGGAGAAAUGUGAAGUGUCCAUGCUCAAAUAGAAGAAACCCUUGAUUUAUUGCCGAGCAACCUUGUAAAAAAUACUCCAGGGUUAAUAAAAGCAAGCAAACUGUGUGGGGACAUUAAAAAUUUAGCGUCUGAGAUGUUAGGAAUAAUAGAAGAAGACCCAAGCCAUGUAAAAAGCUUAAAUAACACCGAUUUCGGGUCAUUUGAGAUAACAAAAGGUAACAAGCAAAGCAUUUUAUUAGCAGAAAAUCCAAAAAAUAUAAAUAUAGGUAGCGAUUUUGAGGACGCACAAAGUUCGGGAAAAUUUGAAUUGGCGAGUGACUAUCACGUAGAAUUUACCCCACGUCUGCCUCAUAGGACGUGUCUGCCUUAUCUGCGUGACCCAACCACAAAAUAUUAUAUUUGAAAAGUAAUCAAAGACUCCAUAGGUCUCGAUCUAAGCAUUAUUACAUUAUCUUACAUACUUAGAAGCCUACUGUAAUUCCUAAAAGACUAUCUCCACACGCUUCGCCAAGCCAGGAAAAAGCUGGCCUAAAAACAAAUUUUUCAAAUGCCUUUGUCCCAUCUUCAAGGCCCCUGCACACCCUGAGGAUCCCAGCUACAGGAUUUAAUAGUGUGGUUGUUUGCUACGCCAUUUUACUGUAUAUCCUCAAUCUAAGUAAAAUUGCAGUCCCCGUCUACUACAAUGAGCCAAUAAGUAUGCUGCAAAGAAUUACCGAAGAUUUAUCCUAUAACGAAAUUAUCUUAAAAGCUUGUGAUUCUGAUAAUUCUUUAUUAAGGCUAGCUUAUGUAGCUUGUUUUGCAGUCACUUCUUAUACGUCUAGUGACUACCGAAACAUGAAGCCAUUUAACCCUUUAUUAGGGGAAACUUUUGAGCUUGAAGCCGACAAUUUCCAUUUAAUCAGUGAGCAGGUUAGCCACCAUCCUCCGAUUUCAGCUUUACAUUGUGAGCACCCUAGGUAUAUUUUUUGAGGCAGCACAGAAAUAAGGAACUCUUUUAAAGGGACUUAUUUGCUUAUAAACCCUUUGUGUCCCACACAUUUGGUGCUAAAAGAAACAGGGGACCAUUUUUUUUGGACAAAGCCACAGACGAGUGCUCAUAAUAUUAUUAUAGGGAGGAUCUAUGUCCAGCAUUUUGGUAGGAUUGAGAUAAUUAAUUAUAAAACUGGAGAAAAAGCAAUUCUUGAAUUCAAAAAGGCUGGCUGGUUCGAAAAGCGAAAAACUGAAGUCACAGGCUCUGUUUAUGACACAAAUGGAACUGAAAAAUACCAGCUUAAAGGCCACUGAAAUAAAGGCAUGGAAAUUAUGAACCUUGAAACUCAAGAAGUCAUUGAAGCCUGAUCACUCCACCCUUUUCCUGAAAAUUUUGAAUGGAAUUACUAUUUCAAUGAUUUUGGGCUACAGCUAAACAUAUCCCCUGAUCUCUACCCAGCAGCUAUUGCACCUACAGAUUCCCGGUAUAGGCCAGAUCAAAGAGCCUUAGAAAGCGGAGAUUUAAAAACCGCUGGAUCUGAAAAACUGAGACUUGAAGAAAAACAAAGGGCUGCUCGACGGAAAUUAGAAGAAAGCGGAGAAAUUUAUAAGCCAAGGUGGUUUACGCUAGAAAAUGAAGAGUGGAAAUAUAUAGGAGGAUAUUGGGAAAAUAAAGAAAAAGUGCUGUUUGUAGAUGUCCCAGAUAUAUUUUAA